AUGCUAAGAGUCCACUGAGCCGGCGCCAGUUGGUGCCAGUUGGUGCCAGUUCGCGCCAGUGCAAUUUGCUGUGGCGCCAAGUGUCAAACUGCCUUCCAAGUAGCUUGUGGUGGCCCGUAACGGCGGCAAAGAUUGAGUUUGGCGCACCACUUGCAUCAAGCAAUGAAUGCGAAGUGUCCACCAAGCGGAACCAAAUGUCGCAAACAAUCCACCUAUUGGAAUCGACUGGAAUGUAAUGGCACGCGCCAAGUUGCGCCAAUGAUGCUAUAGGAGUCCACUGGGUAAAAAAGUAAAACUGUAAAAGUGGUCAUUGUGGAUCAGUUAGCUUUCUUUUAAAAAUGUCAUCAAUUGUUUUUAAGAAAUGUAUAUAUUUACAGCAUAUUUGUGAAGAACAAACAUUAUCUUAGCGCGGCCAUCAGCCAUGUUUUUUGUUUACAUUAAAGGUUCCUAUGACAAACCAAUAGCAACAGGAUCAAAAGGUGAUUGGCAAAGAAAGAUGGGGGCGUGGCCAAAAGCUAGAAAGUAAACACACAGAACACCUGAAGGCCAAAUAAACAAGCCUUACACAGGAUUAGCACAAAUCUGCUAAUUUGCUAAUGCUAACUGAUAUUCAUAAGGUGUUAGCUUCUAUGGCAAUGCUACACCUUCACUGUGUAGGAAUCUACCUGGCUUCCAGGAAGCCCAAAAUGGAGACCCUCCCGCCCCAAUCGUCCACCCGCCCCUGCUCCAAUCCUUGUCCCUGAGUUUCUAUCGUGGAGGCUAAUUUCUGACUGUAAUCUGAUUACGCCACUGAGCGGCUUUGGCGCCCUGCUGUGCUGUCAACUUCACACACUCAACUUGUGUGACAUUGUGUGACUGGGGUGAGGAGCGCUGUGUGCCGGGUGGAGGUGGAGGUGGUGCUGGGUAACCACUCGGACUCGUCGGUUAGCAGACUAUCGCCUCCUUCCUGCUGCCCGGCACCACCAUUCUGGGGGGGUGGGUGUCUUUUGCCUCGAAAACAUGUUCCGAAACCCUUGGAUUUCUGGUUACCAUGUCAGCCAUGUGCAGCACUGCAGCACAGGACUUCAGUUGGAGGCUCAGAGCAAACUUUGUAGCUCUGCGUCCUUGCCAACAGAAGCCUUAAGUUUUCAGAGUGACUUCUCCUUGAGUCCCAAGACCACUUUGGUCAAGAGUCUUUCGGACACAGAUGCCAAACUUCUGGUCGUCCUUCCCAAAGUUUCAGAGUUGAAGAAGUACUUUGAGGGCACUCUUUCGUCAGACUUAGAAAUGAACCGGAAGGAGAGGAUUGCGCGGCGCCUGGAAGGGAUUGAAGGUGAUGCUCCACCGCCUCUGUUGCCGGGUGGCUUGGUCGCCAACAGGAUGCUGGAGGAGGACCCCCCACGGUACACCAGGGCCUCGGACCCCUGUGAGCCAUGUGUGAUGGUGAGGCGCUUCAGUCAGGAGGAGCUGGAUGCUCCUCAGAAGCAGGUGACAUCCCCGCAGAAGCAGACCAAAGGGAGCCGCCUUGAGGCGAUGUUGGUGUACGUCGACCCAGUUACGCUAUCCACCACAUCUACACCCACAUCAGGCCCGUCAGACCCCAACAGCCUGAGCUCCAAGGCCGAGCGCAUCGCCCGCUACAAAGCGGAGCGUCGCCGGCAGCUGUCGGAGCGAUACGGCAUCCUGCUGGACCAGGAGCCGGAUAUUGAUUACUCGCCACGUUACCGCUCUAGACUUCACACCACUGACAGACAAAUAUCCGGAAGGCAAAACAGACCGGAAGUGGAGGUGGCACAACGGGGUGAAACCAAGGUGCCGUACCGCUCCGGUGUGGGCACGGUUUACAUGAGAACUCACCCGGAUUUAGCACCCACAGACACACAAAUCCCUGCCGGCACAGCUGCUCCCCAAGAGGCUAAAUUCUCCGAGCGGGAAAGAGCAAUGAACAUGGAAAACUACAGGCGAGGUGGCGCUCCAGAACCCCCUUCUCGAACGAGGGCCCACGAUCAACAUCAUGUGCCUCGUUCACAGCAGCAGCAUGUAGACACGGCCCACUGUGAUCCAGGCCCAGCCUCCAGCAGGGACUACAGCAUGGCGACGGUGCCCAGCUCACCUCGCACUGCCCGUCGGUCUUCACUGCCGUCCACCCGCUAUGGCAUCUCACCUGGGGAUUUGUUCAUAGAGCAGCAGGCACAGAGCAUCCUCAACAGGCAAGGAAUCCGAGUCCGAGAAUGUUUAUCCAGGGAUGAAGGUAUGCAGAGGCCUCCUGAGUGGAAUGCAGACAGACCUCAGAGACAUCGUACUCAGGAGCUCCCGUUUCCACACUGCCCAGAACCAGACCCCCAAAGGACUAUUCCUCAACCUCGGCCCAAACCAGGUGCCCACCUUCUCCCAACCCAAGAGUAUCAACAUCCUCACCCGGCCAUUGAACACCAGAAUCGGCUGUCACCCGGAAAAUUAUCAGGACCUCCAGAUGUCCCACCGCGAAGGAGAGUGAGUGCCGAUCAGAUCUACGGUGCCCACAAGGAGGCCAGGCUGGAGGCCAGGAUGGAGGCCAACCAGUCCUUUAAAGAAGGACCAAAGUCCUUAAAAGAAGAAGUUCAAACAGAAGGUCUACUGAAGAGCAGAAAGGCCGUGUUGCCUUCAGAGAUCCGCCGCAGGGAAAAGAGUGUUGACGAUCCUCACAAGGGACAGAGCGACCACAUGGAAUGGCAGAACUACAGACUGGAGCCGAGACAAGCGAGUCACAAAAUAGAAGAUGGGGAUGUGCAGAGCGAUCGAGGCUGGGAUAGGAAUAUUGAGAAUAUCCAAGCGAGAAGGAGACACCGUCACUCCGGCCAUGAGACUCAGGAGGACAGAGUGUUUGGAUGUUCAGAAGAACUGAGGCACCCAGAGUCACAAGAGCAGCAUUUCCAGACAGAAACCAGAACAAGACAGCAAGGUCCUCAGGCUCUACAAGAAGAUCCCCAUAGGCAGCAUCAUGACCCUUUAAGGCAGCAAAUACAGGAACAGGAAGAAAUGGGAAGGCAGGAUUCUGGUUGCAGAUUGGAGGAGGAGUCUCAAAGGCAGCCAGAUCAGUCAUGCCAGCUGAGAAGCGACUCUGCUGUUUACCUCCAGAAGGGUUCUUCUCUACCUCAGGCUAAACACAAAAGCACAGACCCAAUCGGAGGGCCCAAACUUAAGACCCGAACACGCUCCAUGUCAGAUAUCGGAAUAACCCAACAUUCCGUCAGGUUCCAUAUGGAGAGGGCUGCAGCGACCCUGGAGAACACCAGGGCCGUGCCUCCGGCAGGGGCGGCAAACGGGGAUAUGGGAACGCUGGACACCCGGGUGUCGGUGGCCCAGUUGAGGAACUCGUACCUGGAGAAUGCCAACAGGAAGCCUGACUUUGAAAGCACCCAAUCAGCGAUGGAGGUGGACGCUGCCAACUGCACCGACCGGGACCGGGAACGGGAACGGGGGGCUCGGAGGCCCCGGCGCUACAUCACACCAGGUGACGGACGUAUGUCAGAAAGGUGUCGGACACAACCCAUCACCUCUGCGGAACGUCUGGACACUGACAGAUGUCAUCUCAGUCCAGCACCGCUACAAGACGCUGAAGGUGAAGUCAUGGAUGAAGAAAAACUGGAUGAGAGAGCCAAGAUGAGCGUGGCCGCCAAGAGGUCGCUUUUCAGGGAGUUGGAGAAGACAUCAGAAGGAGGCGUUCCUAAGCCACGCUCCCGUAACGUAGCCGUUGAACGUCGUCUGAGGCGGGUUCAGGACCGCUCACAUACUCAGCCUGUCUCUAUUAAGGAGGUAGUCAUCGCUUCCAGUGCUCCUACCACACCAUCGCAUGCUGCAGAAGGCCACACCACAAGUUCAGGUCUCGUCAGCACCAGUAUGACCACUAUCAGCAUCCAGGCCUCCAUUCAACCAGGUCCAGGAGUGCAGGAGCCCCAGGAUGAGACCCCCAAAGAAGACCCUACAGAUGAAGACAUGCAGGGAGACGACUUGUCAACGCUCAGCUUGGCCGAGAAGAUGGCCCUCUUUAACAGGCUCGCCCACCCCGAAGACAAACCGCCCGGGGUGACCCGAGUCGGGGACACUCGGCAGCGCCGCGCUCACGCCCGCUUUCAGACGCAGCCCAUCACUCAGGAGGAGGUAGAGAAGGUGACUGAGCCUCCUGUCAGCCACCCUGAGGCCACACAGGAAGAAGAUUUGAAACACAGCAGUCCAAUCAAACUGGAGCCCCUCCCUGCCUCGGUGGUCCACUCCGUUGCAGCUGCCACCUCCCAAGCUUCCCUCACCACGGUAACCAUGACGCCAGGAGGCAGCAGCAGCAGCAUCAUUGCCGAUGGAGGGAGCGUGACCGCCACCUCCAUCCCUCACAUCCCCGCCCACCAACAAUCCCCCGGCACCGCUAACAUCCACCAGGAGAGGGCGCUGAGGUAUUUCUCCAUGACCCAGACUAGAGACCCCGGCCACCCUGAGCUGGAGGCAGACUCCUCCCCUCUCCUCCCGGAGAGCUCAGACUCAGAGAGGCUGGGGGCUACCCCUGCUUGCAGACAUCAGGGGGAGGCAGAGGAGGAAGUGAGGGGGGGAGUCACAAACCGGAAAAAGCAGGACCGGCACUCCCAAAUCAAGGACAGCCGGGAGAGGAAGCAGGACACCUGGGAGCAUCCUCAGCCUCAAUAUUUGACAGCCGAGUCGGAGACGCAUCCCGGCCGGGUAGCCCUCGGACAGGAGGGUAAAGAGGAAGGAGGUCACGGCAGUACUCGGAUCCAAGUCGGACUCUUAGAUUUGCAGGAUGUCCCAGCAUCACUGAGGCCUGCCAUCACCAAAGUGUCCUCCAAGACAACGUCUCACGUGUCCAGCAUCCAGCAAACGCAUCCCGUCCUCCAGCCUCCCCCAACCCCUCCCAAACCCUUCUCAGAGCUUCCAAAACCCCAGGUGUACAUCCAGCCACUCCAGCCCCCGCCCACAUAUCCCAAACCGUUGACUCAAUCCCCACAAAGCCAGCCCAAACCUCAAGAAGUGUUCCAGAAGCCCAGACUCCAAGUGCCUCCACGGACACCACCCAAACCUCAGUCCUUCCCCCAGACGCUAGUCAAGUCCCAGUCCUUGCCCCUAGACCACAGCGACGACUACAACAGGCUCAGCAUCUAUUCGGGAGACCUGCUGUCCCCCACAGGUUCUGGGGACCGUGUGCUGCACGGCAUGUCUACCAAACAGAUGUCCAUCAAGGAGAGGGUGGCACUGCUGAAGAAGAGUGGUGAGGAGGACUGGAAAAAUAGGAUCAACAAGAAACAGGAAGUGGUGAAGGUGGCGUCCGCAGAGCAGCAGACUCAGCAAUGGGAUGCGGAGAAGACCCAACAGAAGAAGGAGGAAGCGGUGGUCGUCCACGACUACUCCUCUGUGUCUGUGUCAGAGCAGCUGUGGGAGCCUGUCUUUUCCUCCACUUUCUCUCCUCCUUUCUCCCUCGGCCAAAAGUGUCAGUACAGUGACCACCACGUCCAGAAGUACAAGGUGGGAGAGGAACGUGAGGCCCAGAUGACCAUUGAGGAGAGGAAGCAGAUGAUCACCAUCCGAGAAGAUGCCUGGAAGACAAAGGGGAAGGGUGCCGCCAACGACUCGGGCCAGUACACCGUGGCCGCACGCAUGGUCAAGAAAGGCCUGGCUGCAUCUUCUUCUGUCAUCGCCCCCAUCCUGUCGCCAGUCACCACCAAGCUCAAGAGUGGCAUGGCGGCUGUUGGCAAACCUCAAGAAGAAAUUGAAGCCAGGGCCGACAUGGAGUCAGACAAGAAACUCGACAAGUUGGAGACCUUCCUUGGACGCCUGAACAGCAAAGUGGCAGACCUGCAGGAGACCACCCUAACGGUCACAGAGAAGGCGGUGAAGGAAGUGAUGAAGAUUGACGAUGAGAUCUUCUCCAAGUUCUAUCGUCACGUAGCCGACUUCCCUCACAUCCCCACCCGGAUCGAGUUCAGCGAAGACUUUGACACCAUAUUUGGUUCUCUGGAGGGUCCCAAGCUGACGUCGGCCAUGGUGCAGCACAAGCGCUCGGUACGUCCCUCCAGGAACGUCCAGGCCUCCAGGAACCCUCUGAAGAUGCUGGCCGCCCGGGAGGACAUCCGACACGAGUACACUGAGCAGAGGUUGAAUGUGGCCCAGCUGGAGAGCAAAAGGAUGUCCACGGAGAGGAUGACUAAAAGCUCAGAAUACUCAGAGGCUGCCCUGGCAGGUCUGGCCAGUAAAGAGAAUUUCAGCAGUGUGAGUUUACGCAGCGUCAACAUCUCAGAGCAGAUGUCCAACAACAGUGCCGUCCCAUACAAGAACCUCAUGCUGCUGCAGGUGAAAGGCCGGCGCCACGUUCAGACCCGACUAGUCGAGCCCAGAGCAUCGUCGCUGAACAGUGGGGAUUGUUUCCUGCUGGUGACGCCUGAGCACUGCUUUGUGUGGAUAGGAGAGUUCAGUAAUGUCAUCGAAAGGGCAAAGGCGAUGGAUCUGGCCACGUUCAUCCAGACAAAAAAGGACCUCGGCUGCAGGGCCAGAAAAGUGCAAACCAUCGAGGAAGGGGUCAACCCUCAGAGUCCGGAUUCCCAACAGUUUUGGACCAUUCUCGGAGGACAGACCCCUUACCAACCUGCCGGUCCAUCGGAGGAAGACGAGCAUUUUGAGAAUGCCAUUGUGGAAACCAACUGCAUCUUUCGUCUGCUGAAUGACAAACUGGUCCCCGAUGAUGAUGAAUGGGGGAAGGUCCCUCGCUGUUGUCUGCUGGCAUCCAAAGAGGUGCUGGUGUUGGACUUUGGCAGUGAGGUGUACGUAUGGCAUGGCAAAGAGGUGACGCUGGCACAGAGGAAGGUGGCCUUCCAGCUGGCCAAGCACCUCUGGAACGGCACCUUUGACUACACCUGCUGUGACAUCAACCCGCUGGACCCUGGAAGCUGCAACACCCUCAUUCCCAGGAAGGGCCAGGGUAGACCCGACUGGGCCAUAUUUGGCAGACUGACAGAGCACAAUGAGACCAUCUUGUUCAAAGAGAAGUUUGUGGACUGGACUGAAGUGAAGCCGCUGUCGCCAACCGAAGGCAGCGAGCUGGUACCAGAACAGCAGAAGGCUACAGGGCGGGAGUGCCGGCCGUACGAUGCCAGCCUGAUGCUGCCGCUGCUGCAGUCAUCCAUCGCCACCAUCCUGGACGGCGUCAACGUUGGUCGCGGACACGGCUCGGUGGAGACAGAGGACCGCAUGAGGACGCAGGAAAUCAGCACCGUUUCUGUGGACGUGUGGCACAUCCUGGAGUUCGACUACAGCCGCCUACCGCGCCAGAGCAUCGGACAGUUCCAUGAGGGCGACGCCUACGUGGUGAAGUGGAAGUACAUGGUCAGCACGUCAGUGGGACGUAGACACAACCCGGAAGUGAGGAGCACAGGACCCGGCAGAGAGCAGUGUUGUUAUUUCUUCUGGCAAGGCCGACAUUCCACCGUUAGCGAAAAAGGAACAUCGGCAUUGAUGACGGUGGAGCUGGAUGAAGAGAGAGGGGCUCAGGUCCAAGUGCUGCAGGGAAAAGAGCCUCCGUGUUUCCUGCAGUGCUUCAAUGGCGGUAUGAUCGUUCACGCCGGCAAGCGGGAAGAGGAGGAGGAGAACAUCCAAAGCGAGUGGCGUCUCUACUGUGUGCGGGGUGAGGCGGCCGCGGAAGGCCACCUACUGGAGGUGGCGUGUCAUUGCAGCAGCCUGCGCUCGCGAGGCUCCAUGAUGCUGCUCAGCGUCAACAAGGCGGUUAUCUACCUGUGGCACGGCUGUAAGACACAACCGCAUACCCGCAGCGUGGGCAACAUGGCGGCCCUGAGGAUCAAAGAACAAUGUCCUCUGGAAGCUGGCCUCCACAGCAGCAGCAAAGUGAGCAUCUACGAGUGUGACGAAGGCAUGGAGCCUCCGGCCUUCUGGGAAGCUCUGGGCCACAAGGACAGGAAGGCCUAUGACUGCAUGCUGCAAGAUCCGGGAAAAUUCAACUUCACUCCAAGACUCUUCCAGUUGAGCAGCACAUCAGGAGAGUUUGUGGCUACAGAGUUCUUCCACCCGUCCAGAGCUCCAGACAUUGUCAGUUCGCUGCCCUUCCUGCAAGAAGAGCUCUACAAUGCGGCACAACCCGCGUUGUUCCUAGUGGACAACUUCCAUGAGGUCUACCUGUGGCAGGGCUGGUGGCCUCAGGACAGCGAGAACACCGGCUCGGCUCACAUCCGCUGGGAUGCAGACAGGAAGUGUGGCAUGGAGACGGUGCUGCAGUACUGCAAAGAGAAGAACGACAAGAAUCCUCAGAAGUCCUACCUGAUCCACGCUGGACUGGAGCCGCUCACCUUCACCAAUAUGUUCCCCAGCUGGGAGCACCGGGAGGACGUUGCUGAGAUCACUGAGAGGGAGGCGGAGGUGUGCAACCAGAUCAUCUUAGUGGAGGAUGUGUUGGCCCGCCUCAGUCAAAACACCUUCCCUCUGGCCCAGCUGCAGGCCCGGCCUCUUCCCGAGGGCGUGGACCCGCUCCGUCUGGAGAUCUACUUGUCUGACCAGGACUUUGAGACCAUGUGGUAGGUGGAUGGAGGAGGCUUUGGAGAUGACGAGAGAGGAGUAUGAACGUCUACCAGGGUGGAAACAGGUGAACUUCAAGAAAGCCAAGGGACUGUUUUAAGCAAGGUUUGACUGAAGAAUGAAAAAGAAGAGCACUAAAAGACAUGAAGAGGUGGCGGAAGUUUUCAUGAAGACUGGAGAUGUACUUCCUGGUCGGUGUUAGGACAUGUUAAUCCAAGACGCGGACUCGAGUCUGUGACUUGGACUUAUUUGAUGUUAUUGCCAACAUUGUGUUCAACUGUUCAACAGCAGUGAAAUACAGUUUUGAAUGCCAAAGGCGUUCAUUCUUUUCAUGUGUGGAUACUGUACAUGCUAAGCGAACAGUAAAUAGCCAAUGACAAUGUGAUCAUUACAGGUGGAAGAGACUUGAGACACGACUUGUCACCAAAGACUUAGACAUGACUUGGAUUUUCAGAAAAAUGACCGCCUGAGGCACCUCCAAACACUGCAGGACGCUUGGUGUCAGAGUACCAUCCAUGCUGUGCUUUGUGUGCACGUCAGCUUGUGUGUAUAUGUUGUGAGGCCGACGUUGUAAUUUAAAGGUUUGAUGGUGUCCAAGAAGCUUGAGGAAUCUGUAUAGUGCCUUUUUGUGUUUUGUGUACAGUUUAUACAAAGAAAUUCUAGUGGGUAUUUUCAAAGACUUUCUUUGGGAUAAAAAAAAGACAAAGAAUCCAAACUUCUCUUGUGUCAUUAAAGCACUUUUAAUCCUAUGACAGUUGCCUGAUGGGUUUUAUUUUUACAUCAAAAUAUGUAUUAUCCAGGUAGUCUGAAACAGUAUGCAUCAAUCAUCAUUUUGUGUCGUUUUUUAACCAAAUUUAAGCACUUCUGACACCACCAAAAUUAUAAUAUUAAUUAAGUAAAUGUAAUUAAAAUGUAAUUAAUAAAAUUAAUAUGUGAUAUUUUUAACUGGUUUCUA
Molecule: messenger RNA, 9493 nt
Organism: Doryrhamphus excisus (bluestripe pipefish)
Lineage: Eukaryota; Metazoa; Chordata; Actinopteri; Syngnathiformes; Syngnathidae
Source: RefSeq, a predicted model, not a curated record